UGUUGCAUUACGGAUGUAUUUUCACGUAACACCACUAGUAACGUUCGAGUAGAAACUCGAUUCCGUCCAGUAAAAGAGAUCGCGGUAGGGAGAGACUUUUGACAGUCUAACAGCAUAACAUUUCAACUCAUGAAUUAAAUGAAUAUCUCCAGAAGUUACAUAAAGUAUCAUUGAUAGCAUAUGAUUAAUGUAACUUUGUAAAGAAAGCUAACGUUCCGUUUUUUUUUGUUUUUUGUUUGGCAAACUAAGCUAACUAGCCGACGGUUUCCACGGUGCGUCCUUCAAAUCCGUCCCUCCACUGAGCUGACGGACAGGCAGACCGACAGGAAACAUGUCGAGUUUCGCCAGUCAAGUUUUCGGCCGGGUCGACAGGUUAUGUCGCCCCCUCCCCAUGGUCCUCAACACCUUCUUGGUCUUCUCCAUCACCGGGGAGGUGAGCUACUUGGUGCUGCUCGAGGCUCCGCUGCAGCCGGACCAGAAGAAGACCGUGUGGUCCGCCUGGUGGAAAGCGGUCCACCUGCUGGCUCAGUACUUCAUGCUGGGAAACAUCUGCUGGAACGCGGCGCUCUUCCUGAGAACCAGCCCCAGCAUCAAGGGGGUGUUCCUCGGCGGAGAGGGCAUGGGCCAGGGGUGGAGGUACUGCUAUACGUGCGAGACACACACUCCUCCCCGGUGCUCCCACUGCUACGACUGCAAAGUGUGUGUGCUGCGGAGGGAUCACCACUGCGUCUUUUUUGGCCAAUGUGUGGGCUUCCGUAACUACCGUUACUUCCUCAGCUGCUUGUUCUUCAUGUGGUCUGGACUGCUGUACGCCACCCUGAUGAAUGCCGAGGUCUUCAUUGUCAUAUUGAAGGAGGGUGUGACGAUGCACAGCGUCCUGUUGAUGCUCAUUCCCUGGAUCAUGCUAGUUUCAGGUCAAGUCACAGCACGGGCCUUUGCCUUCGCCUUCAUCGCCGACACAUGCGUUGUAGGCUUCCUGCUGGUGUCCGCCUUCUUCUUCUUCCACCUGGCCCUGAUGCUUCGGGGACAGACCACAAGGGAGUGGUACUCGACCCGCCGACCCUACAGCCUCGGUCUCCUGGGCAACCUGCGUCACACCCUGGGCCUUCGCUGGUACCUCUGCUGGCUGUGCCCGCUCAUCCCCUCCCCUCUCCCUGGAGAUGGUAUAAGCUUCCAGGUCACAGGACCGCUGGAGCCCGCCCGGUAACAGCCGAAACAACGCCGCGUGUCUUUGCUUAAUUGGUGAUGGUUCAUGUUAGCGGGAGCAGCAGGGAGGAAACGCCUUAGUUCAAGAAGAGGCCGCUUGGGAUGGGUUGAUGCAAUAACAGUAUGCAGCUGUUGUGAUGUUACCGGGUGUAACUGUCUACCGGCCUUUCACCUGUGCGGAGUCAAGGAAAUGACGUCUCCAGUGUGGAAAGUUCGUUGACCUUGAUUUAAAGGUCAUCUGUACACUUAUUGAGGCUCGCCUCAGAAUGUUAACACAGAAAUGAGCAGUGUUCGUCUGUAAUACUGAGCACUGAAAGUCACUGAAAAUAAUGUAUUUUAUUGAUUGUGAAGAAAUGAUUCUUUCAUAUCCUUGUUUACAACUACAGGCUGCUACACCAGGGUAGUCACUUAAAUUGUCCUCUCUAUCGUUUGUUUUGUUUGUCUUGCAUGGUUUCUGACUAUUCCUAGGAUUAUAAAUCUGCCAUUAUUCAUUAGCUGCUAGGGUCAUGCUGUUCUUCUGCUAUCCACUUCUCUACAGCCACUCCAGCUCCUAAUUUUUUUAUUCCAUUGGGCCUUUUACCAGAUACUUUUUCACCAACUAAGAUGAUGGGAGAGGAUUCACAGCGAUAAAUAAUACACGUUCAGUUAUGCUGUUUACGUACUAAUGUGAAGUGGUAUUGUGAAUACAUUGUGUAAAAUGUAUGGCUUUUUCCCCAUGUUUCGUAUUAUGUUGUGCGUGUCUCAGUCGGUAAGAUACUACAAACACCAUUACAACAGCAUACCGAGUCGUGUUCUGAUCCAAGCAACCGCUGUGUCCCAAUUUACUGCUUCCACAAACCUACUUUGAUUUAGUAUGUAGUGUUAAUUUGGGACACAAAUAACAUGACUCACUACACUUGAUGCCAACUGAAUUUAUGUUACCUCAGAGAUUUACUCAAUUCUGCCGGCCUUAAAAUGUAGUGGAACGUUUCAAGCGUUUCUUUUGGCGGUUGUUCUUACUUUACUUAUCCAAAAAUAUUAGGUGCAAUUGUUAUUCGUCUGCUUGAAUCAAUCAUACCAUGAUGUUUGGUUUUUGAAAGUACUGAAAAAAAUGGGAAUAAAAAAUGCUGAAUUUAUAUUUUA
Molecule: messenger RNA, 2328 nt
Organism: Gasterosteus aculeatus aculeatus (three-spined stickleback)
Lineage: Eukaryota; Metazoa; Chordata; Actinopteri; Perciformes; Gasterosteidae
Gene: zdhhc24
Product: zDHHC palmitoyltransferase 24
Molecular function (GO): palmitoyltransferase activity
Source: RefSeq, a predicted model, not a curated record